UGGGAAUGCGCGUGCGCACAGCUUGCCUGGGAGGAGAAGCUUUUUAUUGUUGCACGGCCGGGAUCGCCCGUCGGCGGAGGCUGUCCUAGGUGGAGGACCAAGAAGCGACCUACGGUUGCAGUUUCUUGGUCUCAUAGAUUGUACAAAACAAAAGCAAAGUACCUGGAGAGGAAGCCACUAGGUGGCAGAAUCCUUAAUGGCAGUGACAUGCGGCAUUUUAGCAGAAGUGGUUUGUACUCUGAAGAGCAACAGAGGGAUACGGUGAAGUGCCCUGAUGGAACGAAGCCGCUUCACAGUAUGCUGGGGUUUCCAAGGGUUCUGCCAACGAAAGCUCCAGAUGCUACAUUUCUUAGUCCUGCUGCCAGAUCUAUCAGCAAUCUUGAUACUGACUGUAGGAGACAAACACUAGUUGUCCCUUGUUCGUCCACUCCAAGGCAUCUAUCAGGUAAAAGAAGCCCGCGUUUCAGUGCCAAAAUGCCUGUAUUGCCUAGAAGUAUCGGUUCCUUACAACCUCUGGAGGACACUGGUUUUGAACCUCAGGAACUGAAAAGAUCAAAAAGUGUUUCAGCUACUGGGUCUUGUCCAUCCUAUGAAAUGUCUGUUCCGUGGUAUCAACACAAUCUGGCUGGCCAUGAAGAAACUCCCCAGCUGGGCAUGCAGAAACUAAUACCCCCAAGAAGCUGUUCUGUAGUGGAGCAAAUGAGAAAAAUGUCCUCCUUUCAGGCUGAUUACUGGGCAUGUGCAAUACCCGAUUCUCUGCCACCAUCACCAGACCGUCAGUCCCCCCUUUGGAAUCCUAAUAAAGAAUAUGAGGACUUGCUUGAUUAUACCUACCCUUUAAGGCCAAAAUACAAGCUUGCAAAAAAUUUCAAAGAUUCCACUGUCCAUGAUUCUGGGAUUGAUCUCGACAGCCUUUCCAUUUCCCCUGAGAGUACCUUGAAGUCUAUGAGUAUGUGGGACCAAGAACGCCAAACCAUGGAGAGCCCCGCUGCACAGAGGCUUUCAAGCCCUUUCUUGAAAAAGCUGGAAUGCUCAGCUCCAGUUUCUCACUGCGGAAGAUCCCCAGUUGGAAAGGCGUUCCUGGUGGAUGGAGGCCCUUCUGCUGGUGGAACUGGGGUUUCUGGAGUGAUGUCACCUAGUUUGUCUCUGGGGUGCCCUGCGCCACCUAAUUCCACUUUUGUAAUUGAGCAGGGCUGCAACAAAAAGAGAGACGAUUGUCUUCUGAGGAGAAAAGCUGCUUGUGGAAACUUCUUGUGCUCUACAAGUGUACUGCCUGUACAGAAAGAACGUGCCAGUGAUGAUGAAUACCUCUCCUUGCCACCAAGACUCAAGGAGUUAGAGACGUUGGCGCAGCAGCUAACUGAUCUUACACUGACCAUAAAGAAACCUGAACAUGGCCAGGUACAAGAUGACUUCCCUUGCUUCGGUGUGAAUGGGGAGCAGCUUCUGCCAGAGGUUCAGGGAGAGAGAGAUGAUAAUGACAGCCAGUGGGAAUUGUAUUGUGACUCUUUCCAUACGUGUAGUUUCCAAGGACCUGAUGAAAUAGACAGUCUAAGGGAUCGAAACAGCAAGGACCAUGAAAGUGAGCCAAGAGGAACUGCUAGCACUGAUUUUCUAGAAAUGAGAUGCCCAGAGUUGCUUUGCGUCGAGCAAAAGAAGGACCAUUGCUCUCUUGCACAGUGCAUUAAGAUGUUUUGCAGUCAGCUGGAAGAGCUCAUUCAUUGGUUGCAUAAAGUGGCAGAGGUUAUAGACCACUGGAUUCCUCCCAAGCCAGACAUUGAAAGUGUUAAAGCAUCACUUCAAAACUACCUGGAAUUCAAAAAAGAUUUAGCUGGGCAUCAAGCACUGACUGAAGGUGUGUUGCAUGAUGGUGAAAAACUUCUUAAAUGCAUGUCAUCAAAUUCACCAGUUUUACAGAAAACUCUUGGCUUGAUUGCAAAACAUUCGGAUGUGCUUAAAAGCCAUGCUGAACGGUUGUAUGAAUCUAUUUUAGCAGCAAUACAUGCCCUUGAUGCUGGCUUGAGGAAGCAUUGUGAUGCUCAAGAAACUGCUGUCCACAAAGAAACAUCUGAGUAAGCAAAAGAGAGAAAGGAUGCUGGGAAGAGUAGAUAUGCUCAACAAAGAAUGCAUUUUUUGUUGAAGUAUACAUCUGGAAAUCUUACUAAGGCCAUGUGGUAGUUUCUGCAUUGCGAUUCUCUGUCUUCACCUCCAUUUAACUGGGUGAAUCAGAGAAAAGAUUUAGGGUUGCCUUCCUGAAUCUUGUGCCUCCAGAAAUGAUGAAACAACUCUCCAAACUCCACAGCCAGUGUGGUUUUGGCCAUGGUGGUCAAGAAUGCCAGUUAUGCCGGCAAAGCUGAAGUCUGGUGAGAGUGAACUAGGCAGCCACAUCUGUUUCUGGCAAGUUUUGGCAUUAGAAAGAAUACUCAACAUUUGACAGAAAAUGAAGAAUAAAGUGAUUUAAGAAUAAUGAAUGAAAGCAUCACAGGAUUUCUCUGUAUUCAUUUAUUUUAUUAUUCUUUUAUCCUGCCCUGCUGUUUGGAUGGUUUGUUUCUCAGCUUCUGGGUUUAUACAAUGCAACAUGAGAUAAGCAGGCCUUUUCAAAAGUAAAUGUAAGAUUAUGUAUUCAAAGUAUUACUUGAAAUAACACAAUGCUGCAUCAGCAUUUUAAGUUCUUUAAAAAUUUAGCGUGUGCUUUUAUUUCUAUGCAGUAAUUAUGCCUAAUUUGAAUAACGUACCCCAUUUCAGAUAAGAUAGUGUGUUUCUCAAGUAGAUGUACAAGAGCAGCAGUGCACAGCUUGAAGGUAGGUAGUGGGACUAUGCAGAUGGAUCAACUUCAGUGCAGAUUCUGAAUGUGGCAUUCCAGCUUUUUCACCUGGGCUGUAGUGUUGGGGCCAUUCUCAUUGUUUAGCCUACAGUCAUGUGAUGCUCAAGCUGAUUGGAUCCAAUCAGUGCCUAGGUGGGAGGCUACUUACAACUGAGUAUUUUCUACGCAAAAUGUGAGAAGAAUAGAAAUAGCUAUUGAUGAUUUUAUUGCAGAUAAAGUUUCGAACUGAUGUGGAAGAAUGAACUAACUACAUUCGUAAGGAGUGUGAUGAGGCUCCCUAAAAAGAUUAAACAAGAACUUUUUCUUCAAACUUUUGAUGUGCUAUAGUGACAUCAAGCUUGGUUUCCAAGUUCAGAAGGUACAGCGGUGGGCUUUGUAUCUGGCACCAAAAUGUUGAAGAACCGUGUGGAAGGGAAACUUCUGCUGUUGGAGUGACAGGUGGCUUAAUGAUGAGUUUCUGAUUUGGAUAUCUACUUGCCAGGGCUGUGCAUGUUUCAGAAAUGAUUCAGAAGUGUCUGUGUGAGACACAGAUUCCUGUUGAGCCUCAAAAAAAAAAAAGUUGCAGUUGCUUUGAGAGUCAGAUUAUGAAUGGACUUCCUAAAGCAGCAGCGUUUCAUUUUCAGGUUUGUGUUGCAGCCUGAAAAAAUAUACAGGCUGCUAUAAAGAACAGCAGAGAGAUACUUUUUUAUGGGAGGUCCAAAGUGCUUCUAAAUAGUAAUCAAAACAUGUACAACCCUACUGUUUGUUUUGUAUUUUUUCAGUGAAUAACUGUAAGUCUUCAGUGCUUGUUAAUUUGCUCCUCAAUAGUUUUGCUGAUAUGGAAGCUACAUUUGUUUUGCUGAUAUGGAAGCUACAUUUCAAAUAAAACAACUUUAUUAUUUUAAAACAUGCACCGGAGGUAAGUGAUUUCAGUUACAGUGUGAGUAGUAGUCUGUUAAAGCUGUAAUGAUUUGGCGAAUGUGUUAUUUAAUUAAUUGUGAAAGAUUCAUGCUAAAGAAGUUACAAAUCUAUGUUGUACCUUAAAACUUUGAGGGCUUCAGGCACUGU
Messenger RNA from Candoia aspera, 3871 nucleotides. It is a transcript of the gene CEP68, whose product is annotated as centrosomal protein 68. Bases 208 to 2076 code for a protein of 622 amino acids. The transcript has 6 exons. The record is from RefSeq and is a predicted model, not a curated record. NCBI's taxonomy places the organism in Eukaryota, Metazoa, Chordata, Lepidosauria, Squamata, Candoiidae.